Lepus europaeus (European hare) is the source of this 3775-nucleotide messenger RNA. RefSeq names its product MAM domain containing 4 (gene MAMDC4). Bases 1 to 3693 code for a protein of 1230 amino acids. Gene Ontology annotation, molecular function: protein binding. The transcript is spliced from 29 exons. The record is from RefSeq and is a predicted model, not a curated record. Gene Ontology annotation, cellular component: membrane. Lineage: Eukaryota; Metazoa; Chordata; Mammalia; Lagomorpha; Leporidae.
AUGCCUCUGCCUGUCCUGGCGCUGCUCCUCCUGGGGGCUUCUCGGGUGCCCACUCUGCCAGCAGCAGGGUCCCCCGGCGGGGCCUGGGCCCCCGGCCGCUGCAGCAGCCCCCGGGAGUCCGCGUGCAACUUCGUGUGUGACUGCGGUGACUGCGCGGACGAGGCGCAGUGCGGCUACAGCGGGGCCGCGCCCGGCCCGGGCGCCCCCUUCACCUGCGACUUCGAGCGUGACCCCUGCGGCUGGCAGGACGUCAGCACCUCGGGCUACCGGUGGCUCCGGGACCGGGCGGGGGCUGUGCCCCAGGGCCCCGGGACCCGCUCCGACCACACGCUGGGCACUGACCUGGGCUGGUACAUGGCCGUGGGCACCCACCGGGGCAAGGCGGCGGCCACCGCGGCCCUGCGCUCCCCGGUCCUGCGCGAGGCGGCAGCCACCUGUGAGCUGCGGCUCUGGUACCUGGCGCCCGCUGGAGAUGUGGCCGAGCUGCGGCUGGAGCUGACCCACAGCACGGAGACGCUGACCCUGUGGCGCAGUGCUGGGCCCUGGCACCCCGGCUGGCAGGAGCUGGCCGUCAGCACCGGCCGCGUCCCAGGGGACUUCCAAGUGACCUUCUCCGCCAUCCGGAACGCCACCCACCGGGGGGCCGUGGUCCUGGACGACGUCGAGUUCUGGGACUGUGGGCUGCCCACCCCGCAGGCCAGCUGCCCCCUGGGGCACCGCCACUGUGGGAACCAGGCCUGCGUGGACGCCCCGCAGCUGUGUGACGCGGAAGACGACUGCGGGGACGGCUCUGACGAGGGCCCGCUAGUCUGUGGCCACCACAUGGCCACCGACUUCGAGGCCGGCCUGGGCCUGUGGAGCAGCGCUGAGGGCUGGGCGCGGAACCGCAGCUCGGACGGCCCCCAGCACCCUGCCUGGCCCCUGCGAGACCACAGCAGGAACAGCCCGAAGGGCACCUUCCUGGUGUCCGUGGCCGAGCCUGGCGCCCCUGCCGUCCUCUCCAGCCCCGAGCUGCAGGCCUCCCACAACUGCUCGCUGGUCUUCUACCUGUACCUGCACGGCGCCGAGACGGGCUCCCUCCAGCUGUUCCUGCAGGCCAGUGGCCCUGGUGCGCCCCAGGCCCCCAGUGUGCUGCGGACACGCCGCGGGGAGCUGGGGGCAGCCUGGGUCCGAGACCGCGUGGACGUCUGCAGCGCCCACCCCUUCCGCAUCCUCCUGGCCGGGCAGUCAGGCCCGGGGGGCGUUGUGGGCCUGGACGACCUGGUCCUGUCUGACGGCUGCAAACCAGUGCCAGAGACCAGGCCCCUGGGGCCCCGGGUUCCACCCCCACAGCUGUCCCGCCUGCAGCCCAGAGACCCGUGCACGCCAGGGCACCUGUCCUGCGGGGACCUGUGUGUGCCCCCGGAGCAGCUGUGUGACUUCCAGACACAGUGCCCGGAGGGCGAGGACGAGCAGGGCUGUGGCACCACGGACUUCGAGUCCCCCGCGGCAGGGGGCUGGGGGGACGUCAGUGUGGGGCGGCUGCAGUGGCAGCGGCUCCCCGCCCAGGACAGCCAAGGGCCUGGCACGGAUGCCAGCGGGGCUGCUGCCGGGCACUUCCUGUCUCUGCAGAGGGCCUGGGGGCAGCGCAGGGCCCCUGCCCGGCUCCUCUCGCCCACCCUGGGCCCCUCAGGCCCCCGCUGUGAGCUCCACCUGGCCUACUCUUUCCAGAGUCACCCCCGAGGCUUCCUGGCGCUGGCUGUGCUGGAGGGCGGCUCCCGCGAGCUGGUGUGGCAGGCCCCGAGCAGCGGCGGGCGCUGGACGGCAGGCAAGGUCCUCCUCGGGGCCCGGCGCCGGCCCUUCCGGCUGGAGUUUGCCGGCCUGGUGGACUUGGACGGCCCUGGCCAGCAGGGGGCGGGGCUGGAUGACAUAACCAUGAGGGACUGCAGCGCCACGGCGACCACGGAGGAGGACAGAGAGGUCUCCUGCAACUUUGAGCGGGACUCCUGCGGCUGGCACCCUGGACACCACACAGACGCCCACUGGCACCGGGCCCAGAGCCAAGGCCCUGGCUACGACCACACCACCGGCCAGGGCUUCUUCAUGCUCCUGGACCCCACAGAUCCCCCGGCCCGGGGCCGCGGCGCCCACCUGCUCACAGGGCCACAGGUGCCCACGGCCCCGGUGGAGUGCCUCAGCUUCUGGUACCACCUCUAUGGGCCGCAGAUCGGGACACUGCGCCUGGCUGUGAGGCGGGACGGGGAGGACACGCAGCUGUGGUCCCAAUCCGGCACCCACGGCAACCGCUGGCACGAGGCCUGGGCCACCCUUCAGCACCCGCCGGACCCUGGUGCCAAGUACCAGCUGCUGUUCGAGGGCCUUCGUGACGGGUACCAGGGCACCAUGGCGCUGGACGACGUGGCCCUGCGGCCGGGCCCCUGCUGGGCCCCCAAGCGCUGCUCCUUCGAGGACUCUGUCUGCGGCUUCUCCACGGCUGGGCAGAGCGAGUGGCGGCGCCAGGCCAGUGCCUCGGGCCACGCCUGGGGCCCCAGCACGGACCACACCACUGGCACAGCCCAAGGUCACUACAUGCUGGUGGACACGAGCCGCCAGGCCCUGCCCCCAGGCCACACGGCCUCCCUGGUCUCGGAGCAGCACCGGCCCCUGGCCCAGCCAGCCUGUCUGAGCUUCUGGUACCACCUGAGCCUGCGCAGCCCAGGCACCCUGCGGGUCCACGUGGAGGAGGGCGGGAGGCGCCAGGUCUUCAGCGUGAGCGCCUACGGAGGGUUCACCUGGCGCCUGGGCCGUGUGGACGUGCGAGCCGAGUGCACCUGGAAGGUGGUCUUCGAGGCCGUGGCCACGGGUGCGAAGCACUCCUACGUAGCACUGGACGACCUGCUCCUCCAAGACGGGCCCUGCCCGCAGCCAGGGUCCUGCGACUUCGAGUCCGGCCUGUGUGGCUGGAGCCACCUGGCCUGGCCCAGCCUGGGUGGGCACAGCUGGGAUUGGAGCAGCGCUGCCACCCCCUCCCGCUACCCCCAGCCCCUCACGGACCACACCCUGGGCACAGAGGCAGGCCACUUUGCCUUCUUUGAAACUGGAGUGCUGGGGGCCGGGGGCCGGGCGGCCUGGCUGCGCAGUGAGCCCCUGCCGGCCACCGAGGCCUCCUGCUUGCGCUUCUGGUACUACCUGGGCUUCCCCGAGCACUUCUACAAGGGGGAGCUGAGAGUGCUCCUGAGCAGCCCCCAGGGCCAGCUGGCCGUGUGGGGCCAGCAGGGGCACCUGCGGCAGCAGUGGCAGCAGGCCCAGCUCAACGUGGUCAGCGCCCAGGAGUUCCAGAUGGUGUUUGAAGCCACCACGGACGGCCAGCCAGCCGCGGGGCCCAUCGCCCUGGACGACGUCCAGUACCUGGAAGGGCAGCCUUGCCAGGAGCCUGCGCUUGGCCAGGGGGACACAGCGAUGCCCACCCUGGUGCCGGCCGUGGUCGGGGGGGCCCUGCUCUUCUUCCUGCUCCUGGUGCUGCUGGGGCUCGGGGGGCUGCACUGGCUGUGCAGGAAGGGCAUGUGCCCCCUGGGCGGCCACUCAGACUCCAGCACCGCGGGCGCCGGGGCCACGCUGCCCGAGGCCACGGGCUCCGCGGCAGAGGCCUCCAACUUUGCCAACAUCCUCUUCAACCAGGACCACAUCACCCUGCCAGCAAACCUCAACCCGUGACCGCCCCCAAGGCCGGAGCUCCUCCCCCGUGGACUGGACACCACCCCUCCCCCCUGCCCGUGAAUAAACACCCUGUGCCCGA